AUGGAGUCAGCGCACCACAUCACCCAGAAGAUGGAGAACCCAGCCAUCGAGCCAGAAUCCCGAGCCUCGACUCUGCACACCACCACCAUGGAGUCAACCGACCGAAUUACCCAAAAGAUGGAGGACAUGGCCCUCGAUCCCAAAGCCCGAGCCGUCACUCCGUCCGCGUCCACAACAAGCACCGCUUCAUACGCCCCUACCGUUUUCAGCCAGUUGCAGUCUCAAUUCAACUUAUCAUCCAACACCCCCACCACAUCUAAUACAACAGGUGGAUACAUCCACACCACAACUCCAACAGGCCUCGCCUUUUCGAAUCCCAAUGCCAGCGGUAGCACCACCACCACUGCCAUCGACAGCCACCAGUCCCAAGAUCAAGACCUCGCAGCCAUCCUGAUGAACUGCGACGACCCGAUGGGCUUGUACAAAUCUAGCCUGUACAGCUCCGGUCUACACCGCGUCCGCUCCCAGGCGCACUCCCACUACCGCCCUAUGGCAUCCAGAAACCGGGUCACCAAAUCCCGCUCUACUCCCUGCCUGCGCAAGCGUUACUACCAGCUGUCUCACCAGCACAUCGAAGCUCCAUUUCCUUCUACCAUCGUUCAUGAGGCACGAAUUGAGCAACUACCCGGCACCACGGAGAAUUUCAUCACAGCCAACGACGAGGAAAAGGAAGAGGAAGAGAAGGACAGGAAGACGAUGAUGUUUUUCGGGGAGUGUGUUUGGCGUACCAAGGAGAGAGUGGCUGCUGAGAAAGCUUCUGAAGCCGCAAGUCGGAGGCUGAGGGAGUUACAGGAAGAGAACGAGUUAGGAAUCGGAGCUUUUGAAGGGCCUUUUUCUUCUGGGCGUGGAGAGGCUUGGACGCCAAGUCCGAAGGUGAAGAAAACCUAUGUCAAUCAGGAGGGUGAGGUUGUGAAAGAGAGUUGGGCUAUGGAGAUGGAAACUACCCCGAUAGCCAUCUCACCUGUCUUCCUCGCAGGUGGAAAUGAAGACUUUGCCAGGAUGGACGAUGUCAUGGACAACUAUCGGGAGGAGGAUGCUCUGAAGGAGAAAGCCUGGGAGCAGGAAGAUGGUUUGAUGUUUACUACCCAUACCUUCGAGGAGAUGAUCGAGGAGAGCAACUACAACGAGGGGUGGGGGCAGUGGAAGCGAGCGCUUGCAGGGCAGUAA
Sordaria macrospora k-hell is the source of this 1167-nucleotide messenger RNA. RefSeq lists its product as uncharacterized. The record is from RefSeq and is a predicted model, not a curated record. NCBI's taxonomy places the organism in Eukaryota, Fungi, Ascomycota, Sordariomycetes, Sordariales, Sordariaceae.